Messenger RNA from Mycotypha africana, 642 nucleotides. RefSeq lists its product as uncharacterized. Gene Ontology annotation, cellular component: Golgi membrane; endoplasmic reticulum membrane. The record is from RefSeq and is a predicted model, not a curated record. Bases 1 to 642 code for a protein of 213 amino acids. NCBI's taxonomy places the organism in Eukaryota, Fungi, Mucoromycota, Mucoromycetes, Mucorales, Mycotyphaceae. Gene Ontology annotation, molecular function: metal ion binding; ubiquitin protein ligase activity. The transcript is spliced from 4 exons.
AUGACCCCUCGUCUGGUGUAUAAGUGGUACUAUGUCGUCUACAAUGUCUCCUUUGUGGUUGGUCUCAUUGGAUACAUCAUCAUUUUAUUUGUUUUCUUUGGACUUGCCGAACUUUUCAAUGCUUAUUCAGGGCUUAUUGAAUUCGGGGUUUUACUCCUCUGUUACGGUCUUUAUUUUGGUGUUCUGGGUAGAGAUUUUGUGGAAAUUUGUACAGACAGAAUGGCUGCAACGAUUGGAUAUUACUCAAAGGAUGGCUUGCCCAACAAAUAUUUGGGCGAAGGUGUCUGUGCUGUCUGUGGACAUGCAACAUCGGCAAACACAAUGGCUUUAAACCAUGAGGACCCGGCUCAACGGCCCAUGUUCCUCGGUGAUCCAGUACAUCGACUCAGUUGCAAGCAUGUAUUUCAUGAAAAAUGUAUACGAGGUUGGGUAUUGGUGGGCAAAAAAGAUAUUUGUCCUUAUUGUAAAGAGAAAGUCGACCUGAAAGAUUUCAAAAAGAACCCAUGGGAUACACAACAGCAAUUGUAUUUGAAUUUGUUGGACGGUGUUCGUUAUCUCGUUGUCUGGCAGCCGGUAAGUUUCAGUGAAAAGCAUAAGAUGUACCUCAGAAUUGCUUCUUCAAUAUUGACGUUUGCCUAUUAG